AUGCCGCCUCCAAUCCCCUUCCCUGCUUCCCCCCAUCCCCUUCCCUGCUUCCCCCCAUCCCCUUCACUGCUUCCCCCCCUCCCCUUCCCUGCUUCCCUAUGUCCCCUUCCCUGCUUCCCCCCAUUUCCUUCCCUGCUUCCCCCCAUCCCCUUCCCUGCUUCCCCCCAUCCCCUUCCCUGCUUCCCCCCAUCCCCUUCCCUGCUUCCCCAUGUCCCCUUCCCUGCUUCCCCCCAUUUCCUUCCCUGCUUUCCCCCAUCCCCUUCCCUGCUUGCUCCCAUCCCCUUCCCUGCUUCCCUCCAUCCCCUUCCCUGCUUCCCCGUGUCCCCUUCCCUGCUUCCCCAUGUCCCCUUCCCUGCUUCCCCAUGUCCCCUUCCCUGCUUCCCCAUGUCCCCUUCCCUGCUUCCCCCCAUCCCCUUCCCUGCUUCCCCCCAUCCCCUUCCCUGCUUCCCCCCAUCCCCUUCCCUGCUUUCCCCCAGGGUCCUCCCCUUCCCUGCUUCCCCCCAUCCCCUUCCCUGCUUCCCCCCAUUUCCUUCCCUGCUUUCCCCCAUCCCCUUCCCUGCUUGCUCCCGUCCCCUUCCCUGCUUCCCCAUGUCCCCUUCCCUGCUUCCCUAUGUCCCCUUCCCUGCUUCCCCCCAUUUCCUUCCCUGCUUCCCCCCAUCCCCUUCCCUGCUUCCCCCCAUCCCCUUCCCUGCUUCCCCCCAUCCCCUUCCCUGCUUCCCCCCAUCCCCUUCCCUGCUUCCCCCCAUCCCCUUCCCUGCUUUCCCCCAGGGUCCUCCCCUUCCCUGCUUCCCCCCACCCCCUUCCCUGCUUCCACUCAGCCCCUACUCUGCUUCCCCCCAUCCCCUUCCCUGCUUGCCCCAUGUCCUCUUCCCUGCUUGCCCCAUGUCCUCUUCCCUGCUUGCCCCAUGUCCUCUUCCCUGCUUCCCCCCAUUUCCUUCCCUGCUUCCCCCCAUCCCCUUCCCUGCUUCCACCCAUCCCCUACUCUGCUUCCCCCCCUCCCCUUCCCUGCUUCCACCCAUCCCCUACUCUGCUUCCCCCCCUCCCCUUCCCUGCUUCCCUCUGUCCCCUUCCCUGCCUCCCCCCAUCCCCUUCCCUGCCUCCCCCCAUCCCCUUCCCUGCUUUCCCCCAUCCCCUUCCGUGCUUCCCCCCAUCUUCAGCCGUGCUUCCCCCCAUCUUCAGCCGUGCGUCCCCCCCUUUUCAGCCGUGCUUCCCCCCAUCUUCAGCCGUGCUUCCCCCCAUCUUCAGUCGUGCUUCCCCCCAUCUUCAGCCGUGCUCCCCCCCAUCUUCAGCCGUGCUUCCCCCCAUCUUCAGUCGUGCUUCCCCCCAUCUUCAGCCGUGCUCCCCCCCAUCUUCAGCCGUGCUUCCCCCCAUCCCCUUUCGUGCUUCCCCCCAUCCCCCUCCCUGCUUCUCCCCAUCCCCCUUUCUGCUUCCCCCCAUCCCCCUCCCUGCUUCCCCCCAUCCCCCUCCCUGCUUCCCCCCAUCCCCCUCCCUGCUUCCCCCCAUCCCCCUCCCUGCUUCCCCCCAUCCCCCUCCCGGCAUCUCCCCUCCGUUCUCACAUUCCUUCCCACCCUCACGCUCCCAUUCCUCUCUUUCCCUCCUCCUGCACUCUCUUUCUCCUUGCACCCGCGCACUCUCUCUCUCUUCCUCCCGCACUCUCUCUCUCUCUCAGUCCUCUCGCACUCUCACUCUCCUUCCCACCACCCUCAGCCCCUUCCCCCCACCCUCUGCCCUCCUUCCCCCCACCCUCAGCCCUCCUUCCCCCCACCCUCAGCCCUCCUUCCCCCCACCCUCAGCCCUCCUUCCCCCCACCCUCAGCCCUCCUUCCCACCACCCUCAGCCCUCCUUCCCCCCACCCUCAGCCCUCCUUCCCCCCUCUCUGCCUCCUUCCCCCCACCCUCUGCCCUCCUUUCCCCCACCCUCUGCCCUCCUUCCCCCCACCCUCUGCCCUCCUUCCCCCCACCCUCUGCCCUCCUUCCCCCCACCCUCUGCCCUCCUUCCCCCCACCCUCAGCCCUCCUUCCCCCCACCCUCUGCCCUCCUUCCCCCCACCCUCUGCCCUCCUUCCCCCCACCCUCUGCCCUCCUUCCCUUCCUUUUCAUGUCCUAUCCCCUCACCCCUCCCUGUCCUAUCCCCUCACCCCGCCUUGUCCUAUCCCCUCACCCCUCCCUGUCCUAUCCCCUCACCCCUCCCUGUCCUAUCCCCUCACCCCUCCCUGUCCUAUCCCCUCACCCCGCCCCUCACCCCUCGCCAUCCCAGGCGAGCAUGA
Messenger RNA from Closterium sp. Yama58-4, 2265 nucleotides. The record is from the annotation of a GenBank genome assembly. NCBI's taxonomy places the organism in Eukaryota, Viridiplantae, Streptophyta, Zygnematophyceae, Desmidiales, Closteriaceae.